Messenger RNA from Sphenostylis stenocarpa, 297 nucleotides. Lineage: Eukaryota; Viridiplantae; Streptophyta; Magnoliopsida; Fabales; Fabaceae. The record is from the annotation of a GenBank genome assembly.
AUGAUUGAACCCUAUAACAAGCUGGUUAAACUAGCUGCCAGGGCUUUCUACGAUGAUCUUACAAGUAAAGGAGAUAAUCAGCCCAAAACGGGAAGGAGUGAUAACAGGGGAAUUGCUGUAGUGGUUCUUGACGCGCUCACGAGACGGCAAUGGGUUAGAGAAGAAGACUUGGCAAAGGACCUCAAACUACAUACGAAACAACUUCGUCGAACUUUGCGGUUCUUUGAAGAAGAGAAGAUCAUUACUCGCGAUCAUAGGAGAGAGCGAGAAGCGGCCUUGGGCCACUACAAAGUUUGA